AUGGCACUCUUAUCCAGAGUAUUGCAUCAAGAUAAACCUCAUCAUCAUUACGAAAAAAAUGGAGAAAAUCUUACGGUAUCACCCUUUACAUUGACAAUUAAGAUCGAAUCUCCCCCUGUGAUACUUUACGGGACACGGGAAGAAUCUACAGGGUUCAUCUUAUCGGGGUUGCUAUUUCUAGACAUAUUGAAAGAGAAGAAUGCUGAGUUGGAAUCGGUAACGUUGUCUUUGAUACAGACUAUGAAAUAUACUAAACCAUUUAUUGCUCCAUCGAGCACAAUUUCAGGCUGCAAGAAUUGUUCAGUGAAAAAAAGUACUUUAGCUCGUUGGGAUGUAUUGACCACUAAAACAAUGUUUGCUGUUGGCUCUCAUGCGUACCCCUUUAGUCAUCUUCUUCCAGGGUCCUUACCAGCGACAUCAAAAUUAGGAUCCUCUCACUCGGGAAGUUAUAUUAAAUAUGACUUAAUUGCGACAGCAAAAGCAACCAAUUUUGAUAAGGAGAUAGAGGUACUUCUUCCCUUGAAUGUAACUCGACUGGUAUUAAGAGGGCCGGAUAGAAACUCUGUGAGAGUAUUUCCUUCUACAGAAGUUUCAGCUAAGGCUGUCUUACCCAAUGUCGUUUACCCGAAGUCUACUUUCCCAAUAGAGUUAUGUCUUGAUCAUGUUGUGAAUGAAAAAGGGGAUAGAAGAUGGCGAAUGAGAAAAGCAACAUGGAGAAUUGAAGAAUCAAUUAAAAUAAAAGCAAACGCGUGUCCUAGCCAUAUCAGCAAAUUGAAAUCGCUAGAAGCAUCUGAGAAAAAGGCUGAACGAUCUCACGGACCAAUUCAAAAACCAAUUCCACAGCAUCAUAGUACAAUUCAAACCAGUAUGACGUUAUCUACAUACCCAGGAAUGCAGAGUCAAAAUCAAAAUCCAAAUGAGGCAUUGGAUCAUCAGGAAGUUGAAGAUGAACACAUUCCUCCUGCAGAAGAAAUAGAUGAUCCCAUUGCUGAUUUCAUACGAGGAGCUAAUAAUUUGAGCAUUUCUCAACGGAUUCCUACACCUCAGCAGCCGGCUGUUAAUACGACAGAAGAACAUUUAUACUUAGAAGAAACAAGAACAAUAAGCCAUGGAGAGAUAAAAUCAGGUUGGAAAUCAGAUUUUUCCAACACUGGUAGAAUAGAGUUGGUGGCCGAUAUAAAUGCAUCGAAUUUUUCCACUGGAUCUGUUACAAAUGUAAAUAAAAGAUCAAGUGAAGAUCCAAAGAUUGACGAAGAGAAGGAAGGUUUAAAAAAUGGCUCCAAUGUUGCAUGUGAUAUUGAUGAUCCCAAUCUAGGAGCGUUCGUGGAUCACACACUUAUAUAUGAGUUAAUUCUAGUUGAGGAGGCAAUUCAGAGAGGAAACGAAAAAAGGUCAUUAAAAAAAGUGGGUGAAUCUCCCCUGCUUUCUCCAGUCAACUCUCAAUCAUCUACAUUAAGUAGUGCUACUCCUCCUUCUAGAGCUAAGGUGGGCACUCCGACGGGAACUGCUCGUGUGUUUAGAAUGCAAUUCAAAAUUAUAUUAACUGAACGUUCGGGAUUAGGUAUUGCAUGGGAUGAUGAAGUUCCUCCCACGUACGAUGUUGUUAGUAACCUUAGUCCACCAACUUACAUGGAAUCGUCCGACAUUGGAACUCCUGAGUAUACACCAAAUCUCACCCCUUCUACUUCUUUGACCUCCUCAUCACAAGGAGGUGAAUUGGCUCAAACGCCGAGAGUCAUUUAUGGUGUUGGAUCAUCAGACUCCUCUGGGGGUUUAUUCUCAAGUAGGGUAAUACCUAGUCUCAGCAUUGAUCAUUUAGUAGGUUUAGAUGAAAGUGCUGAUGAGUUGAGUAACCAUGAGCAUGAAUGA
Priceomyces carsonii is the source of this 1869-nucleotide messenger RNA. RefSeq lists its product as uncharacterized. Gene Ontology annotation, molecular function: protein-macromolecule adaptor activity; ubiquitin protein ligase binding. The record is from RefSeq and is a predicted model, not a curated record. Lineage: Eukaryota; Fungi; Ascomycota; Pichiomycetes; Serinales; Debaryomycetaceae. The transcript has a single exon. Gene Ontology annotation, biological process: ubiquitin-dependent endocytosis. Gene Ontology annotation, cellular component: cytosol; plasma membrane; cytoplasm. The coding region runs from base 1 to 1869 and encodes 622 amino acids.